AUGCAACAGGCUUUAGAACGAGCUUUGGACCGUGCGGACUAUGUCAUCGCAGGUGCCCAGCAGAGGCCUCCUAAAAGGAAAGUCUCGUCGAGUGGGGAAGCAUCUCUCUACGAAAAACUUUACGACAUCUAUGUGGAAGAAUGUGGGAGAGAGCCUGAGGCUCCAGAGGAGCUAAGAAGCAACGUGAACUUGCUAGAGAAGCUCGUGAGGAGAGAGUCGUUGCCGUGUUUAGUGGUCAACCUAUACCCAGGAAAAGAGGGAUAUUCGCUGAUGCUCAAAGAGAAACAUGGAGCGUAUUCAGAGACUAUUCGGCUGCCUUAUGAAGAAAGGGAAUUUCUUGAAUAUCUGGAUGCUGAAGAAUUACCUCCUGUUUUGCUGGACCUCCUGGAAAAAUCUGAGGUGAACUUCUUCCACUGCGGGUGCGUCAUAGCGCAGGUGCGGGACUACAGGCAGUGCAGCGGUGGGGAACCUCCGGGCUACCAGAGCAGGCAUAUUCUCCUGCGCCCUACCAUGCAGACAUUAGCCUGCGACGUGCAGUCCAUAACCAGCGAUGGCCAGGAAUGGACCCAGGAAGACAAACUGUUGCUUGAGAGCCAGCUGAUCUUGGCUACCGCUGAGCCCCUGUGUCUGGAUCCUUCUAUAUCUGUAGCCUGCACUGCAAAUAGGCUGCUCUAUAACAAGCAAAAGAUGAACACUGGGCCGAUGAAAAGGAGCUUCAAGAGGUACUCUGCACCCUCUCUGAAUCAGCAUUGGGAGCUGUCUCAUUCUCCACCUCCUCCUGAGCUGACAGUAUUGACUUCUUGCAAAAAAAGCAAAGAAAGUAAAACAAGUGAGAAUUCUGACUUCAUAAUUUCUAAAGCAGCAGAUUAUGUAGAUAUGUGGAAACAGAGACCCUGUGACUUGGCUUUACCUUCUGAAGUGGAUGUGCAGAAAUAUGCUAAAUGGGAGAAUUUUGUCAAAUGUGAUGGCUCACAACCAACAGUGUGGCCAGCCCAUGAGAUAAAAGAUGAUUCUGUAUUUGGAUAUGAAGGUGGUGAUGAGUCUCAGACAAAGCUGACCUUGAUGCAGUCACUUAAGGAUCCACUUAUCUCUGGAAAAAGAAGACGACGUAAAAAAGUCAGAUAUGAGAGACAGAUAUCUUCUCCACACCCCUCCACAGAUGACCAUUCAAAUAGUGUCCUGCCUGGGUCAAAGACUGAUGGUGGUGUGGUAGUCACUGAGCCAGAGGUGGUAGUCCUGCACCAGGCCAAAUGUCCAGUCACCACUUCACAUAGUUCCACCGACUCAGCCAGCUUCAGCCAGCUGCUUCCAGGGAAAGAAACUGAACAGCCCAAGAUCCUUUUGGGUCAGUCUUCAGUCCUGGGGAAGGGAUUCAGACAUCCAUCUCCAACCAUCAAACUUCCCUUAAGCUCAGAAAAGACUUCAUCAGGUAACAGUUUAACUCCAUGGCAAGGAAACAGCUUUCUUAAAUCUCCAUCUCCUGUUCUUGCUUCUAAGCCACCAAGUCUUUCUCAGAAACCCACUGUGGAAGUGAUUCAAGUUAGCAUGCUUCCUCCAGCCACCCUGUCAACUACCAGCUCAUCACAAAGAACCCUGGCCACUCCAGUCAUGGCCAACUCCCAGAAAUCCUCUGUGGAAGUGAAUCAAAUUAGCAUGCUUCCUCCAGCCACCCUGUCGACUACCAGCUCAUCACAAAGAACCCUGGCCACCCAGGUCAUGGACAACUCCCAGAAACCCUCUGUAGAAAUGAUUCGAGUUAGCAUGCUUCCUCCAAUCACUUUAUUUACUACCAGCUCAUGUCAAAGAACCCUAGCCACCCAGGUCAUGGCCCCCUCUCAGAAAUCCUCUGUAGAAGUUAAUCAGGCUGGCAUCCUUCCUGCAGCAAGCGUGUCCACUACUAACUCAUUACAAAGAACUCUGGCUACCCCAGUCAUUACCAACUCUCAGAAACCCUCUACGGAAGUGAUUCAAGUUAGCAUGUUUCCUCCAGCUGCUUUGUCCACUACCAGCUCAUCACAAACAACCCUGGCCACCCAGGUCAGUGCCAACUCCCAGAAAUCCUCCAUGGAAGUGAAUCAAAUUAGCAUCCUUCCUGAACCUACUGUGUCCACUACAAACUCAUUACAAAGAACCCUGUCUACCUCAGUCACUACCAGCUCCCAGAAACCCUCUAUGGAAGUUAUUCGAGUUAGAAUGUUUCCUCCAGCCACUUUGUCCACUAUCAGCUUAUCACAAAGAGCCCUGACCACCCCGGUCAUGGCCAACUCCCAGAAAUCCUCUGCGGAAGUGAUACAAGUUAGCAUGCUUCCUCCAGCCACCCUGUCAACUACCGGCUCAUCACAAAGAACCCUGACCUCCCAGGUCAUGGCCAACUCCCAGAAAUCCUCUGCGGAAGUGAUACAAGUUACCAUGCUUCCUCCAGCCACCCUGUCAACUACCGGCUCAUUACAAAGAACCCUGCCCUCCCAGGUCAUGGCCAACUCCCAGAAAUCCUCUGCGGAAGUGAUACAAGUUAGCAUGCUUCCUCCAGCCACCCUGUCAACUACUGGCUCAUCACAAAGAACCCUGGCCUCCCAGGUCAUGGCCAACUCCCAGAAAUCGUCUGCAGAAGUGAUACAAGUUACCAUGCUUCCUUCAGCCACCCUGUCAACUACCGGCUCAUCACAAAGAACCCUGGCCACCCCGGUCAUGGCCAACUCCCAGAAAUCGUCUGCAGAAGUGAUACAAGUUAGCAUGCUUCCUCCAGCCACCGUGUCAACUACCGGCUCAUCACAAAGAACAGUGGCCACCCAGGUCAUAGCCCCUUCUCAGAAAUCCUCUGCAGAAGUGAUACAAGUUACCAUGCUUCCUCCAGCCACCCUGGCGACUACCAGCUCAUCACAAAGAACCCUGGCCACCCAGGUCGUGGCCAUCUCCCAGAAAUCCUCUGUAGAAGUGAAUCAAGUGAACACGCUUCCUGCAGCCAUCCUGUCUACUGCCAGCUCAUCACAAAGAAGCCUGGCCACCCCUGUCAUGUCCAACUCUGCAGGCCACAGCAUCAUCAAAGUGGUGGGCUCUGGUUGUGGAGCCCAGGCUUUGGGGAGGGGUUCCAGUUGCGGGAAGGGCUCUACCUCUGGGACCACAGCUCCUAUGGAUAUCAAGUCUAGCACCCUGUCCUCAGGAGCUAGGCCACCAAAUGUAGUGCCUCCUGCACCACAGGCUCCUCAAAUAGGUGUUCAAUUUAUUUUAAAAAAUGCCUCCAAUAUCAGUCCAGUAACUCUACUGAAGCUUCCACAAGGUUCACUCUUUUUGAACACCCAGCAGCAGCCUCAGCAGCAGUGGCUCUACCAGUUUAUUCCACAACCACAACUCCAACAGCCCACAACUACUGGUCCUCAGGAGCCAGUGCCACAGAGUUCAAGUGUACAAGGUUCAACCAGUCAGAGAACAGCCUCAUCUGCUCAGCAAGCCAUUGUCCUUAACCUCCCUGGAGCAGGAAGUUUUCUGCAGCCCCAGCCGGUGGUGUUGGCUCCGCUUGACUCUGCAGAGAGUGAAAGAAGACCCCAGCAGAGCCGAUCUCAUCCCCAGCACACACUGCAGCAGGCCCCUGCCUUGCAGCGGCAGCCACAGCAGCAGGUACAACAGUUCAGAAUCUUGCAGGGCCCCGUGGCCCUGACAACAGUAGUCGCCCAGAGAGCUGGGCCGCCUCCACCUAGUGUUCAGACAGCAAACCAGCCAAAAGGUAAAAUGAAGAAAGGCACAUAA
This is a messenger RNA of Lontra canadensis (Northern American river otter), 3744 nucleotides long. Its product is annotated as transcription factor SPT20 homolog. The record is from RefSeq and is a predicted model, not a curated record. Gene Ontology annotation, molecular function: transcription coregulator activity. The transcript has 2 exons. Gene Ontology annotation, biological process: regulation of transcription by RNA polymerase II. The coding region runs from base 1 to 3744 and encodes 1247 amino acids. Gene Ontology annotation, cellular component: SAGA complex. NCBI's taxonomy places the organism in Eukaryota, Metazoa, Chordata, Mammalia, Carnivora, Mustelidae.